CAACUGUUCAUUCAACCACCGACCUUGAACUCCAACACACUCUGACCAGAACAUAUAUCGAGAACACUGGAAGGCUGGAAACUUCCCAUAACGCUCCACCUCAAUCAAUCACCAUGACGCCCGCAAAUACUCGCAAAAGAAAGUCGGACGAAAUGGAAGAGCCUGCCCGCGCCGUCACGCCCACCGGCAGCCCUGCGCGUAAGAAGAUGAGGAUCACACAGUCGCAGAAGCAAGCUUUGAUGGAUAAUUUGCAGCUAGAGGUCACCGAACGAGCACGCCAACUACGAGCCGGCUACGCUCUCCAAUGCGCCGACCUUCGAGCCAGAAUCGAGCGACGCGUCAAUCGAAUCCCGCUCGCUCUUCGCAAAAUGAGCAUGGGAGAACUCAUGGCCCAACACGAAGCUGCCCAAAAACCGCAAUCAACAACACGCGCGUCGCCUGCCAAAGGACAGUCUCAAACCACCCUAUCCAAAGACCGCCCACUGCCACCUCUUCCAUCUCAGCAACAUAGACCAACCUCCCCCGUCCGAGCACAACCAGCGGCGGCGGCCACACGCGGCAAAAAGCGCAAGAGCCCCUCCAUCCAAAUAGCCUCAGACAAGGAAAAUGAAACCACCUUCGCUCCCGGCACCCUGCCUGUGCAGAAAAACACCAACCGCGCCAAAACAACCACUACAACUGCCACCUCAAAGACCACAAAACCGACCUCCGUCCUGUCCCCUCGCUCGCACAACUCUCGCACACUCCCCCGCUCCCCGACCAAAGACUACCCUAUCGCACCCACCUCUCCAGCGAAGAGCAUGAUCGCCCGGCCAACCUCCCCCCUCAAGCCUGCCUCACCACUCAAAACCGCCGCUACAGCUGCGACAUCCGCCAUCUCCGCAUCGAUGCACGGCAUGCUCGAGCAUGCGAAGCGCGGCGCCGCAUCGAGACUUAAUCGCACAGCCUCGAAAGAAAAGACCACAACGACAUUGACGCGUGGCCAAAUGCUCCCACCGCCUCGCCCUGCCCCAAGCGCGCCCUCAAGCCCGCAGCGUGCCUUCAGCCAAACGAGCACGCACAGCGCGAGUACAGAUGUUUCGACAGCGUCGAGUGGGACGACAGUCGUGAAGCCCAAGCGAGGAAGGGCCGCGGCUGCAAAGACAACGGCGAAGACUACCGCGGCAGAACCCAAAAGCCCCGGUGCAAAUACAAAGAGAGGCGUGGCCAAAGCCGCAAGCGCAGCUAAGACGGCGCUCAAGCGGAGUGCGACCACUACGAACAAGAAGGUCGUUGUUGCCGAGCCGGCCGCGGGCCGGAGAGUGCUGAGGAAAAGGACCUGAACGAGCCAGCAGAUAUGUUUUGAAAGGAGGAAGAUAUUGAGGUAGCCUUUGUUGGGGAAACAUCAUGUGCACAGGAAGAUCAGCCUAUGCAGUCAUCCCUUUUGGGUUUUGUUUUGUCGAUUCAUGUUGGGAAGCGUUGGAUAUCAGUCAAAAUACAGCCAUGCGCACUCAUGACCCUGUUGGCCAGGUAUAAAGUCAGAGCCAGGUACGCAUGCCAUGUUUGGGUUUCAGGUGUUAUGAGGGCAAUACGACGCAUCAACCAUAUGGCUUGCGAGUGGUAAUGAAUAUGGAUAGCUUGAACAGCGCUCAAGCACGAAGACUGCACGAAACAAGAC
Messenger RNA from Exophiala xenobiotica, 1657 nucleotides. RefSeq lists its product as uncharacterized. NCBI's taxonomy places the organism in Eukaryota, Fungi, Ascomycota, Eurotiomycetes, Chaetothyriales, Herpotrichiellaceae. Gene Ontology annotation, biological process: mitotic sister chromatid segregation. The transcript is spliced from 2 exons. Gene Ontology annotation, cellular component: chromosome passenger complex; spindle midzone; chromosome, centromeric region. The record is from RefSeq and is a predicted model, not a curated record. Bases 114 to 1322 code for a protein of 402 amino acids.